CGCAGACCGCCUGCCAGGCAUCUGGAUGCUCUGCGUUUAUUUCUGGAGGCGCUUCUUUUCGCUCAAUCGCCCCCAACAGGUGGAUUAAGUCGACUGGGCAAAAGCAUAGGUGAAAAUUAGCCAUGGGGAAAAACUGAGGAACAGCAAAAGCAGAUGCGAUCUGGCGGGGAAACUUGCACGGUGUUUGCUCAUUUUCGACUCCAGGAUUUAUUGCGCGGUGAGCUGAAUGCGGUGUUUUCCUUUGCGUAAGACCGAAUGGAAAUCGUGAUCAAAACCGACCGAAACGGAAUGAACAGUUGGACAGCGAUCAAGUGUCCAAAAACAAGAGUGGAGAAUGCAGACUAGGCAGAGAAAACAAGAAAAAGACGAACUGGCGUCUCAAGGCACAAACAUAUCAACAAGCAAGGUCUGCAUUUAGAUCCACACUGCUGGUUCACAUCUGGGGGGGAAACAAAAUUCAUGAAGUUAAGCUGAUUUUCUUUUCCAUGCUAUUUGCAAAGGACGAACGUGGAUCUCCAUGAGCCAAGUUCCAAUGCUCAACAUCCCAAAGCCUGGCAGCAGCUGUAGCAGUGUUAGCAGGGUGCUGGUAAGCUGAAGCCCGGGGAGAUGUCACAGCUGUACUACCGGCGGACUGACAGCUCUUCAUACCGGGAUCGCAUCCCGCUGAGAAUUGUGCGGGCCGAGUCGGAGCUGUCUCCUUUGGAAAAAGCCUACCUUGGAGCUGUGGAGAAAGGGGACUAUGCUAGCGUAAAGCAAGCUCUGGAGGAAGCAGAAAUCUACUUCAAGAUCAACAUCAACUGCAUUGACCCUCUUGGACGCACAGCUCUGCUGAUUGCCAUUGAGAACGAGAACCUGGAAAUCAUUGAGCUUCUGCUGAGCUUCAACGUCUAUGUUGGCGAUGCCCUUCUGCACGCCAUUCGCAAGGAAGUGGUGGGAGCCGUAGAGCUGCUGCUCAAUCACAAGAAGCCAAGUGGAGGCAUGCAGGUCCCACCUAUCUUAUUGGACAAGCAAUACUCUGACUUCACCCCUGACAUCACUCCCAUCAUCCUUGCUGCACACACCAACAACUAUGAAAUUAUUAAGCUUCUGGUGCAGAAAGGUGUGUCUAUGCCACAGCCACAUGAGGUGCGCUGCAACUGUGUGGAGUGUGUGUCUAGUUCAGACGUGGACAGCUUGCGGCACUCGCGCUCUCGCCUCAACAUCUACAAAGCACUGUCGAGUCCCUCGCUAAUUGCACUCUCUAGUGAAGACCCUUUUCUGACCGCAUUCAGGCUCAGCUGGGAGCUCCAGGAGCUCAGCAAGGUGGAAAAUGAAUUCAAAUCUGAGUAUGAGGAGCUGUCUCAGCAAUGCAAACAGUUUGCUAAGGAUCUCCUGGAUCAAACAAGGAGCUCCAGAGAGCUGGAGAUGAUCCUCAAUUACAGAGAUGACAUCAACUUAUUGGAAGAGGAGGGCAACAAUGACCUGGCAAGACUCAAACUAGCGAUCAAGUACCACCAAAAAGAGUUUGUAGCUCAGCCAAACUGUCAGCAGCUUUUGGCAUCCAGAUGGUACGAUGAGUUCCCUGGAUGGAGGCGGCGCCACUGGGCAGGAAAAUUCAUCACUUGUGUCUUCAUCGGCCUGCUUUACCCUGUAUUUGCUCUCUGUUACCUCAUUGCUCCAAAGAGUCGCUAUGGCCUGUUCAUCCGCAAGCCCUUCAUCAAGUUUAUCUGCCACACAGCAUCCUACCUUACCUUUCUGUUCCUGCUGCUCCUCGCCUCCCAGCACAUUGUCACCACAGAACAGGACAGGCAGGGCCCUGCACCAACCACUGUGGAGUGGAUGAUACUGCCAUGGGUGCUGGGGUUCAUCUGGGCAGAGAUCAAGCAAAUGUGGGACGGUGGCUUCCAAGACUACGUCCAUGACUGGUGGAAUCUGAUGGACUUUGUCAUGAAUUCACUAUACUUAGCCACUAUCUCCCUCAAGAUUGUAGCUUACACCAAGUACAGUGGCAGUAAACCGAGGAACCAAUGGGAAAUGUGGCACCCUACCCUUGUAGCUGAGGCAGUGUUUGCCAUUGCUAAUAUAUUCAGUUCCCUGCGCCUCAUCUCGCUCUUCACUGCCAACUCUCAUUUGGGGCCACUGCAGAUCUCUCUUGGGCGAAUGCUGCUGGACAUCCUGAAGUUCCUCUUCAUUUACUGUCUGGUUCUCCUUGCUUUUGCUAAUGGACUGAACCAGCUGUACUUCUACUAUGAGACAAAGGCUUCAGAUGAGAAAGGAAAAUGCAAGGGGAUCCGCUGUGUUGAGCAGAAUAAUGCUUUCUCCACGUUAUUUGAGACUUUACAGUCUUUGUUCUGGUCCAUCUUUGGACUGAUCAGCCUCUAUGUGACCAAUGUGGAUGCAGAUCACCAGUUCACUGAGUUUGUCGGUGCCACCAUGUUUGGCACGUAUAAUAUCAUCUCGCUGGUGGUGCUGCUGAACAUGCUCAUAGCCAUGAUGAACAACUCCUAUCAACAUAUUGCUGAUCAUGCAGACAUUGAGUGGAAGUUCGCCAGGACAAAGCUGUGGAUGAGUUACUUCGAGGAAGGAGCCACUCUACCAGCGCCUUUCAACAUUAUUCCCAGUCCCAAAUCAUUCUUGUACCUAAUGUGCUGGAUAAAGAGACAAGUGUGUAAGAGGACACGAUCCAAGCGCCAUGAAACUAUUGGAACUCUUGGUAGGCGAGCAGCAGAGAAUCUGAGGAUAAACCAUCAAUAUCAGGAGGUUGUAAGGAACCUUGUGAAGCGUUACGUGGCUGCUAUGAUCAGAGAUGCCAAGACAGAGGAAGGCCUGACUGAAGAGAACUUCAAGGAGCUGAAGCAAGACAUCUCCAGUUUCCGUUACGAGGUGAUGGGUAUGAUGAAGACAGGAAAGCCUGCUCUACAGGGAGCAAUAGCGAGCAGCAGCUCAGUGGAAUCCACGCUUGCUUAUCCUAACUCUUCACUCAAGAUUUCUCCCUGCCCUUCUAGUAGCCAGGUGAAAAGCAAACUCAACCGAUUCAAGAUCACCACAUCCAUCUUAAAGCAAAGUAGCUCUUCAUCUUCAACCAGGCCCCCUGAGGCCUUCAAUGGUCUACCUAAUGGACUCUUAUCCUUGGCCUCAGAUGAGAGUUGCAGUGAAACUUCCAGCCAGUGGAGAAACUAUUCCAAAGACAACAGUGACCCUGGCUCACUCCAGAAACACCUCUGGAGUAGCAAAGAAGUCACAUCUGGAGUGGAGAAAAUUUCAAGGGAGAUGUACUCUUUGUCAGAAGAGGCAGGGGAGUCUAUGGACUCAGAUUCAGAGAAGCAGCACAAAGAGCUUGUAGGUGGAGCCAAGGUUGAGACACAACUACCGGGGAUAAAAGAGAAAGAAGAGUCUCCAGAAAGCAUGGAGAAGUCAAACAACAGCUGCAGCUCUGAGCAGGAUGCCGAACAACAAACUGUUGAGGGUGAUAAAGAUUCACCAUGCACUGAUUUAGUAGAUGAUGGAUGUUUGUCAGGGUCAGCCAGAGAAGAUGCAUGAAAUGUGAUGAUACAUGAACAGGCCUGCAGCCAAAAAUUGGACUGAUGACCGAGGGAUUGACAAUCAAGAGUUCCACGAGAGACAUGUUUUCCCACAUGUUAAAAAGAGUCAAACUUUUCCAGUUGUUAAAUUAAUGGUCAGCUUUGAUCGCUGGAGACUCAGGGAGGCUUUUGGUUUAACUGAAUUAAAUCAGCAGAGGAAAUGCAGCAAAGGUGAUGAAGUUCUGUGUAAGCAUGAAAAGGAUAAACUUUUUAAAAUAAGAUCAUUUUAUCUUACCUCUUCUCCACAGAUGACUGGAAAAUAACUAUUUGCUUAUAUUAAUAUUUCUGUUAAAUCAUUCUUUUCCUUAUCUAACGUGAAUUUCUACUUAAAUAAUCCUGAUGUUUACCACCUCCUUGAUAAGUCUUGCUACCUCUUUUCCUUUCCCAUUUAUCUCUAUACCACUUUAGCUCACCCCAUCCUUAUCUCACUAGAGCAAUAGAUGUGUAGUUUCUGACCUGACUUUCUGCCUUACACUGUCUGUUUCUGCACUUUACACACUUUAAAAUGACAUUCAGUCUCUUAAAGAUGUGUCAACUUAUCAUCACGCAGCAAUUUUGUCAAUGUUUUUCUAUGCAAAAACCCUGGAUCGUGAUCCUCGUCAUUCUAACGAAUCCGACUGUACAUUUAGUUCCGACAGCUCAUGACAAAUGGUUUGUGGAGUAUGGCUGAACUUUGAGAGAUACACAGUUUGAACGCAGCCUAUCGACCAUUUCAAGCUACACAGUAUUCAUGUUUUAUCACUCCUGCAGAAAAUUAACUUGUUAAUUUGGUCAGAUUUGCUAGUUUUAAGAUGUAAUGUUUGAAUUUAUGACCAAUACAGAAUAAAACAAAAAAUAAAACAUUUUAUGUUUUUUAAUUUUGUUGUAUUUGAUAUUUAAGUAUUUAACUGUUAUUAGACAAACAUUUAAAAUAUGUAAAAUUUCUGGAAUUGUCUGUACAUAAUGAUCUCUGCCACAUUAUUUAAUGUAACUUUUUGGACCUGCACAGAUAGCCACAAAAAGUGAGAAAGUAACUCAUUUAAUUUUGCAGUAUGUCACAAAACUAGUUCCCCGUUAACCAAAUACAUUUCUGCCCCAUGAGUAAAAUAACUGGUAUAUGAAAUUUCUAAAUAGCUUUUUAGAGCCCAAAUUUGCUCAGUAGUUUAGGAAACUGUAAAAUGUGCCUAUCUUGUAUAAAAAUGAAGGCUGUCAAAUUACAAAUUUUUUAAAUCAGAUUAAUCACAGCUUUCAAAUGAAUUAAGAAUAAUCACCACAUGAGACUGUGCCUGAAAUUUGCCAGUUUUUGCUGUAUUAUCAGAACGAGCCAAUGCAACAAAUAUUUAGUUAACAGACCUUCCCUUUGGUAAACAUCGGAUGUACAAAGGUCAGUAAAUCCAGCAUAUAAUGUACUAUAUAUGUUGUUCUAAAUCAUCUCUACCAUGUUCUAGAUCAUAAUUCAGAAUUCAUAUAUCAUCAUCUCACCAACCAUGUUGAAAAUUUCUGUCAUGAAACCACCAGAUGUGACUGAACACUGAUGAAGAAAAUAAAAGUCCUACAGCAGCAUCACCCAACAUAAACAGCUGUUGAUAAAAGGAUCAUUGAUUCAUUUUUUACCU
Melanotaenia boesemani (Boeseman's rainbowfish) is the source of this 5155-nucleotide messenger RNA. Its product is annotated as short transient receptor potential channel 4-like. The record is from RefSeq and is a predicted model, not a curated record. Gene Ontology annotation, molecular function: inositol 1,4,5 trisphosphate binding; protein binding; store-operated calcium channel activity. Bases 607 to 3519 code for a protein of 970 amino acids. Gene Ontology annotation, biological process: manganese ion transport; regulation of cytosolic calcium ion concentration; calcium ion transmembrane transport. Gene Ontology annotation, cellular component: membrane; cation channel complex. NCBI's taxonomy places the organism in Eukaryota, Metazoa, Chordata, Actinopteri, Atheriniformes, Melanotaeniidae. The transcript has 15 exons.